CCAAUAUGUCAGCAUACAUGUUGCUAAAUUAUUGUAACAUGCAAUAAAUAUAAAUUUACAAAAUUUUACCAGUAUACAACAGCUAAUGUAAUUGCAACAUGGAUGUAAAAGAAUCUUCUAAAUCAACGGAUCUUUUGUCUGUGCAGCCAAACAUUAAAAAUGCACAACUGUUGGUUAAUAAGAAAUUGAACACACUGGAUGAUCUCCGACAAAAUUUCAAGAACAUGCCAUGCUCAACAUCAGUGUUAAGUCAGGUGAAACAAUUUCUUCCGCAAAUUGCAACAGCCAAUGAUGAACUGGAGAGGAAAUUGAAAUCAGAUCCCAGCUUCUCUGCAGACAUAGAGGCCAUUGAUGAUGAUAGUCAACCUCACAUAGAGAUGAAUAUUGCCUUGAUUGAUCAGCAGUACAGUGAGGAUAGUGACUUGGACUCGGAAUUAUCUGAUAGUGACAUUGCCAUGGGUUGUGGUCCUGUGACCGAGGACAACAUUAAACUUCCCAUCAGAAAGAUUGGCCACGGUAAACAACUUGUGGAGCAGAUUUUGGAUGUUAAAGAUGUGAACUGUGAUACUGAUUAAGUACUUAACAAUUUAUGAUGUAGCGAUGCUAUAUUUAGUUUUUAAUUAAUUUCAAAACAAAGACUUUUAAUGCACUCCUUUGAAAAGCAGGAUAUAUUAAGGGAACACCAGCGCGGGAUACCCAGCUGGUGGCGUCCAGGAGACAGUGUCUGUUAAAUAUUUGAAAAAGUUCUGUUCAAGUUGGGUCACUGUUACUUAAAAUUGAAAAAUGCUCAAUGUCUUCAGGAUAAAUGGAGCUGUUUCCUUGACAUUUUGUGCGUAGGUAGCGUACCUGCAGACCUAGCUUGUUAAGGUCAAGGUCACUGUGAUUAAAAAUAGAAAAACUGUUUCCACUCAUUAAUUCAAGAUUUGAAAUAGUUAUUGGUCUGAAAAACAUGUGUAGAUAGCUUACACAUAGACCUAGUUUGGGAUUGCAAUGCAGGCAAGUUGGAUGAAGGUUAUUGUUAUGUUAAAUAUUAAAUGGAGAUUCUGUUUUUACUCAAAAACUUAAGUUUGUUUGGUGGAUUUGUGCUGACAUGUUGUAUGUAGGUAGCUUACCUGCUGGCCUUUCUUGGGAUUGCAGAUUUGUUUGAAUUGAAUUAGGUUAAUUAGUAAAAUACUGAAGAUCUUGUUUCCUGGCAUUUCUAUGUUUCUUGUAACCAACAUUCAUAUAACAAAUAAAUACAUCCUUCAAAGAUCAAUAUAAACCAACAUUUAAACAAGCGUAUUUUACUUUCUCGUUUUCUCUUUUUUGGGGUUUAGGACCCAAUUUAAAAUAGAACAUUUAAAAAAAAUAUAUUUGUCCCUUUGUAUUUGUAUAACCUGUUAGGAAGUGUUUUUGUUAAAAAAAGUAUUUUAGUUAUGUUUUAAUUAUCUUUCAUUUGUAUUUGAAUACCAUGUAAUGAUAUGUUAUUGUAAAUAAAAUGUGAUUUAGUGAUAUUUUUAAUAUUUGGUUGACUUAUGGAUAGAUAAAUAAAUUUGUUAUGGUAAUAUCAAAAUCUUGUGUAUUAAACUACACAUGUAAUAUAUUAAUAUUAAUUUACAUUGAUGGAUGAUACCAGUAAUAAGCCUGUACAUGGGUUUUCUUUUACCCCAUCAGGUUAAAUGUAUGUAACAGUUGGAUUUGCAGAUUUAUUGUGCAAUACAGUACUGAUUUAGUCUUCAUACAACUCGUAUGUCUACAGGAUUUUUGUUAAUUAAGAGAAGAGAAGAAUCGUUUGAUCUUAAAUUGUUUACUUAUGGAUUGUAUUUUGUACUCAUUUUACAAAUCUAAUGUUUACUUAUGGAUUGUAUUUUGUACUCAUUUUACAAAUCUUGACACUUCUUUCUGCUUGUAGAACUUUUUAAAAUGUCCAUUAUAAAUGUGUAGCUUUGUUUGUUUUUUGUGGUGUUUUUUUUACUAAACCAUCUUACAUUUUGUUUGUAUGAAAUUUUAUGUUUUGUGAACAUACUCUUUAGGCAGUUCAAAGGGAUAAAUAAAAGAAUGUAGAACACCAUGUAUGGCAUAUUGCUUCAGGUAAAUUAGAUUACCAUUCCUGCGUAUAUUGUUGUUUUAUAUUCUUGUGUUCAAUUUAUAUUCAUAAUAUUAAUUGUACUGUCCUGUUGUUUUAUAUCAAAUUGUGUAUGAAAUUUAAGAUUGUUUUGUAAAAUUACAUUGACUCUCAGUUUUGUAUUAAGUUUAGUUGUUCCAUUGAUGUUGUGUAGUGUGAGGAAAUGUUUAAUAUUUAUACUUUUCAAGCAAUAAUAUUUUUGAUUAUCAAUGACUCGUAAAGCAUUGUGAAAAUAUACACGAGGGCUUGUACUUAAAAGUUUGUCAUCUACGACCUAAAGGUGAAUUUAAGAAUUGAUAUUGGUAUUGUUUGUAUGCUAAACAAAAUAGUUAAUUAGUUGUGGAAGUUAAAAUCAUUUUCUGAUUGUGACAUAGACAGUUAAUACUUUAUGUCCAAUUCAACAGUAAGUGUUGAUACUAUAUAUAUUUAGUUUCUUAAAAUAUGCCACUUAUUUGUAUACAUGUAACUAUUUGUUGAAGUUUGCAAGCUGUAAAAUUUCAAAUAUCUGCGCAUUUUUUCGCAAAUAAUUAACUGGCAACAGAGUUGCAUCCUUUAAGAAAUACUAUGGAUUUUUUUCAUUUCAACAUUACCUCAAUUAAUAAUUGAAAUAAAAUGGUUUAAUUGAA
This is a messenger RNA of Dreissena polymorpha, 2730 nucleotides long. Its product is annotated as NOP protein chaperone 1-like. The transcript has 4 exons. Gene Ontology annotation, molecular function: box C/D methylation guide snoRNP complex binding. The record is from RefSeq and is a predicted model, not a curated record. Gene Ontology annotation, biological process: box C/D snoRNP assembly. Lineage: Eukaryota; Metazoa; Mollusca; Bivalvia; Myida; Dreissenidae. Bases 99 to 575 code for a protein of 158 amino acids.